GGGUUGGGCACUUUUACAGCUGUUGCUGGUGGUGUUGUUGUCUCAAGCUGAGGAGCCAGUGUGCAGGCAGAGAGGGGAUCCUGAGAGCCCUCAAUUAUUUAAGGACGGAGACAUUAUAUUGGGGGGAAUGUUGUCUUUUCACAGCAGGUGGAAGGACAGACAGGAGACCUACAUGCACAAACCUCUGCCGCUGGAAUGCACCAGUUUGAAUUUCAGAGAGUUCCAGUUUGCUCAGUCUAUGCUUUUUGCCAUUGAGGAGAUAAACAACAGCACAGACCUGCUGCCUGGCGUCUCUCUUGGAUAUAAAAUCUAUGACACUUGUGGCUCCAUUGCCAGAAGUGUACGAGUUGCUCUGGCUUUGACUAAUGGGAAUGAAAUUGUGUCUGCACCCUCUGAGGAACCUUGUACCAAACCUGCACAAGUGCAGGCCAUCAUGGGAGAAACAUCUUCCUCUCCUACCACAGCAAUAGCUACUGUCAUUGGACCCUUUCAUAUACCAAUGAUCAGCCACUUUGCCACAUGUGCUUGUCUGAGUGACAAAAGCAAAUACCCAUCCUUCCUCAGAACGAUACCCAGCGACUACUACCAGAGCAGAGCUCUGGCCCAGUUGGUCAAGCACUUUGGUUGGACUUGGGUUGGAGCUAUUAGAACAAAUGAUGAUUAUGGCAAUAAUGGCAUGGCUACAUUCAUAGAGAUUGCACAGCAGCUGGAUAUCUGUCUGGAGUACUCUGUGUCAUUUUUUAGAACAGAUCCAUCUGACAAGAUACAAAAGAUGAUUGAAAUUAUCAAGGCUUCAACCUCGAGAGUGAUUGUUGCGUUCCUGUCCCACAUGGACAUGGAUGUGUUAAUACAUGAGCUGUCGCACCACAACCUGACAGGAUACCAGUGGGUAGGCAGUGAAUCCUGGAUCUUUGAUUCCCAAAUAGCAGCAAUAGAUGAACAUCACAUUCUGGAUGGAGCCAUCGGCCUUUCCAUCCCCAAAGCACAUGUCAGCGGCCUGAAGGCCUUCAUGAUGAAUGUGAAGCCGCUGAAUUCGUCAAAUAAUAAAAUGUUCACAGAGUUCUGGGAAACAUUAUUUAGCUGUAAAUUCAAUCAGUCAAAGUCCUCAGCAGAGAUUCAGAGAGACUGUACUGGACAGGAAGACCUGACAGGAGUUCAGAACAGCUUCACUGAUAUGUCACUCAUGCCGAUCUUCAACAACGUCUAUAAGGGAGUGUAUGCAGUGGCUCAUGCACUUCACAGCAUGCUCAGCUGUAACAAAACAUGCACCAAGGACUUACAGCUAGAUCCAAUCACGAUUUUGCAGCACAUACAAAACAUUCACUUCAAAACAAAAGACGGAGAGGAGGUCUACUUUAAUGAGAAUGGAGAUCCUGCAGCAAAAUAUGAAAUCAUAAACUGGCAGCCAAGAGAAAAGGGAAUUGUGGACUUUGUCAGUGUUGGUCUUUAUGAUGCAUCAUUAUCUGCAGACAAACAGCUCAAUCUGCAAAAUACAUCUUUAAUUUGGGCACAGAACUCACAGCAGGUACCUGUGUCAGUUUGCAGUGAGAAAUGUCCCCCAGGAACUCGAAAGGUUCUCCAGAAAGGAAAACCUGUCUGCUGCUAUGACUGCAUAAGAUGUGCAGAGGGAGAAAUCAGCAACAUCACAGAUUCUGUCACCUGUACAAGAUGUCCUCCUGAAUUCUGGUCAAAUAACAGAAGAGAUGCCUGUAUAAAGAAGGAGGCAGUGUUUCUGUCAUUUGAAGAAAUUAUGGGAGCUCUGCUCACUACAGCGUCUUUAUUUGGAACAUGCAUGACUGCACUUGUGGCAUAUAUUUUCUUCAGAAACAGAAAAACUCCAAUCGUCAGGGCAAACAACUCUGAGUUGAGCUUCCUGCUGCUGUUCUCUUUAACUCUGUGCUUCCUGUGCUCUCUGACCUUCAUCGGUCGACCCUCUGAGUGGUCCUGCAUGCUGAGACACACAGCGUUCGGCAUCACCUUCGUCCUCUGCAUCUCUUGUGUUUUGGGGAAAACGAUGGUGGUUUUGAUGGCCUUCAGGGCGACUCUUCCAGGCAGUAAUGUGAUGAAAUGGUUCGGGCCUGCACAGCAGAGACUCAGUGUUCUGGGAGUCACUCUUAUACAAAUUAUCAUUUGUAUCCUCUGGUUAAUAAUUUCUCCUCCUUUUCCAUCAAUGAAUUUUAAGGAAUUUAAGGACAAAAUCAUCUUAGAGUGUGCUCUGGGCUCAGCUGUUGGCUUCUGGGCCGUGCUGGGGUACAUCGGACUUCUGGCUGUGCUAUGUUUCAUUUGUGCUUUUCUGGCUCGAAAGCUGCCUGAUAAUUUUAAUGAGGCCAAAUUCAUCACCUUCAGCAUGUUGAUAUUCUGUGCAGUGUGGAUCACUUUUAUCCCAGCGUAUGUCAGCUCUCCUGGGAAGUUCAGUGUUGCUGUAGAGAUAUUUGCUAUUCUGGCCUCCAGUUUUGGACUUUUAAUUUGCAUCUUUAUCCCCAAAUGCUACAUCAUCUUACUGAGACCAGAGAAGAAUACAAAAAAGAAUAUGAUGGGGAAGGGGGCAAUAAAAUGAUUCUGAAAACAAUGUAGUUAUGAAGGAAUUUUAGUGCCAUGGACACUUUUUCAUAAUAGUUUGUUAAUCCUCUGAACCCCAAAACUCCCAGGCAUGUUGUCAGUCGAAAAGAAAAGCAAAAAUGAAAGCACUUAGUGCAGCCAAAAACUGCAAAAUUAGAAUGAAUCACUGAAUCUUCAACUUUCUGAUGGCCCGUCUCACCUGUCACAUGCUAUUCGGUCAGAAAAUCCAACCAAAUUUGAGCUGAACAUAACAAUAUUACAUCAAAAUCACAUUAUUUUACAAGUCUCAUUUAAAAAGUUAGGGAAAAUAAGCCAUGUGCACAAGAUCAUAUGAAAAAAAAGAAUUCUGACAUCCUUGGUGCAAAUGAGAAGGUAAAUGAUAAGUCUCCAAAAUUUAGGGACUCUUAAUUUGAACUGCAGGCUGUGUUAACAGAGCAGAAGCAACACAUAUUGAAACAAAUUUCAAAUAUAAACAGUGAAACAUCAAUAGUAAGUAGAGCUUCCAUUUUUUCCAGUAUAGUAGCACCUGUGGGCACUUGGAAAGUGUUGCACUUGUUUAUUCUAGUAUUUUACAAUUCAUAUUAAUGAAAUAAUCAAAGAAAUUAAACUUUAUACGGUAUAUAAUAAAGUCUAAUUUUCUUUCCCUUCAAGAAAGACAUUUUUGAGUUUUCUCUACUUCUAGCCAAGUUUGUCUUGAUUCCAUAGAGGUGGACAAUUUUAGGUUACAGUAAAAAAAUAAGCCCAUGGAGAAUUAAAAUGUGACAGAAACUGGACUGAACCUGGGGUUCAGAAGCUUAACCAAACUGUCAAGUACAGACUUAUCCUCAAUUACUUAAAGAUAUGUCUUGUACUACUAGAAUGUAUAUUCACUGUUAUCUGAUAUCAAAAAUGUAGCAUCUAGUACAA
Amphiprion ocellaris (clown anemonefish) is the source of this 3465-nucleotide messenger RNA. Its product is annotated as extracellular calcium-sensing receptor-like. The record is from RefSeq and is a predicted model, not a curated record. Gene Ontology annotation, molecular function: G protein-coupled receptor activity. Gene Ontology annotation, biological process: G protein-coupled receptor signaling pathway. Gene Ontology annotation, cellular component: membrane. Bases 128 to 2557 code for a protein of 809 amino acids. NCBI's taxonomy places the organism in Eukaryota, Metazoa, Chordata, Actinopteri, Pomacentridae. The transcript has 6 exons.